AUGGCAGCGGCGGCCGGCGGCGAGAGGUGGAGCCUGGCCGGCGCCACAGCGCUGGUCACUGGAGGUAGCAAGGGGAUCGGACACGCCAUCGUGGAGGAGCUGGCCGGGUUCGGCGCACGGGUGCACACGUGCGCCCGCAGCGCGGCGGACCUGGAGGAGUGCCGCCGGCGGUGGGCCGAGAAGGGGCUCCGCGUCACCGUCUCGGUCUGCGACGUCGCCGUGCGCACCGGCCGGGAGAAGCUCAUGGACACGGUCAAGGCGACCUUCGACGGCAAGCUCGAUAUCCUGGUGAACAACGCGGCGCUGCUGAUCCUCAAGCCGCCGGCGGAGUACACGGCGGAGGACUACUCUCUGAUCAUGGCGACCAACCUGGAGUCGUGCUUCCACCUCAGCCAGCUCGCGCACCCGCUGCUCAUCAACGCCUCCGUCGCCGGCGGGGGAAGCGUCGUCCACAUCUCUUCCAUCGCGAGCUUCCUGGCGUUCCCACAGGAAGCGCUCUACAACGUCACCAAAGGUACGUGA
Molecule: messenger RNA, 522 nt
Organism: Miscanthus lutarioriparius
Lineage: Eukaryota; Viridiplantae; Streptophyta; Magnoliopsida; Poales; Poaceae
Source: the annotation of a GenBank genome assembly